Manihot esculenta (cassava) is the source of this 3464-nucleotide messenger RNA. RefSeq lists its product as uncharacterized. The record is from RefSeq and is a predicted model, not a curated record. The transcript is spliced from 3 exons. Gene Ontology annotation, molecular function: RNA nuclease activity. Lineage: Eukaryota; Viridiplantae; Streptophyta; Magnoliopsida; Malpighiales; Euphorbiaceae. Gene Ontology annotation, cellular component: peroxisome. Bases 197 to 2080 code for a protein of 627 amino acids. Gene Ontology annotation, biological process: regulation of gene expression.
GCACGUUAGCAACUACCCGUGUAAAGUCGCCAUUACGCCAAACAGCAUCUUCUUACCAAAUUUCGUGUUAAAUUAACCUUUAGGUCUUUUCUUACUUCAGUAGAGGCCGGCCGGAGCGAUCCUCUCUUUACCUCCGCUGGUAUUAUCACUUGCUGAGUUUUUUCAUUUUCAAUUAUUGGAUUCAUCGGAGAAAACUAUGGGCGGCGAAGGAGUAGCAGAGGCGCAGUACGUCACGGCUAAGACCUCGGUGUGGUGGGAUAUAGAGAACUGCCAGGUCCCCAGAGAAUGCGACCCACAUGCCAUAGCCCAGAACAUCAGCUCCGCCUUGGUCAAGAUGAACUAUUGUGGGCCAGUCUCCAUAACUGCUUAUGGAGAUACCAACCGGAUUCACUCAGCUGUACAACAGGCCCUCUCCAGUACCGGCAUCGCACUCAAUCACGUCCCUGCUGGUGUUAAAGAUGCAAGUGACAAGAAGAUUCUUGUAGAUAUGUUAUUUUGGGCAGUGGACAAUCCUGCACCUGCUAAUUAUUUGUUAAUCUCUGGUGAUCGUGACUUUUCUAACGCACUCCAUCAGUUGCGGAUGAGGAGAUACAAUAUUCUUCUAGCACAGCCACAAAGAGCAUCGGCACCCCUCAUUGCAGCUGCUAGGAGUGUAUGGCUUUGGACAAGUCUUCUCGCUGGAGGACCGCCACUAUCAGAUGGUGAAUCACAACAGCUUGGUAAUAAUAGUUUUACAUCCAGUUUAGACACUUUACAGAUUCCUGUUUCUGAUGCCAUUCACAUAAAGCAACCAGUUGAUUCCUACCUUGAUAAUUUCAAUACGGGUAGUCAAAGAAACCCUUCCUUAACUAAACAGAAAGGAAAAACCAACCGAAGAAAUUUGAGCCAAACAAAUGGAUCAAGAACAUCGAAUGUGCCAAAUAUGCCUGUAUGGACCCAAGAAGAUCCGCAUAAUUCAAACUCUUACCAGCCUAGUCCUUAUGUUCCAAAAGGUCCCUUGAAUGGGCCUGCUCCAGAUUUUCUUCCUGGAAAUCCUAACUUUACUUGGAGUGAGAUCACUCAUGCUCAUGGCAACCAUCAAAAUCACUACCCACAGUCAGUAAGGCCAAAUACUCCGGCUAUGCAACAUGAUUUUGCAGCAGGUAGUUUGUAUCCACCUAAUAUUCAAACCGAGACUUCUCCUCUAAUGCCUGCUAGGCCCAAUGGGGCUACCUUUACCUCAGCACCAUUUACCAAUGUGCCUGAUAUUGGUAACUUGAACAUUUCUGGAUACCCAACCAGCUUUCACAACCCUCCAGCUGCUCAAAGACGAGGUGGAGAACAAAAGCAUGAUAUGAAGAAAAAGGCUUCAAAGUCUGUUAACUUAAAUAACUCACAAAAUGGAUAUGUCUCACAAAACAUGCCAUCAGGAUACCAUGAGACACCGGACAAUAGAUAUCCCAGUUGUCCAGAAUAUCUACAAUCUUCAUCAUCAGUAAGAGCUACCAAUGUUGCUCAUGUUGAUGUUAUAUGGGGAACUCCAGGAUGCCCCAAACCUUCAGAAUACGUUCAAGGCCUUACAGGAGUUAUCUUACUUGCCUUGAACACCCUUAAAAGUGAAAAGAUAAUGCCGAUUGAAGCAAAUAUAGCUGAUUGCAUUCGAUAUGGAGAUCCCAAACAUCGGAAUAUUGACGUUAAAAAGGCCCUUGAGAGUGCUAUUGAGCAUCAGAUGGUUGUCAAACAGAACUUAGGAGCUGUGCAGUUGUUUGUUGGUACGAAUGAGAAACUGUGGAAAUGUGUGAACCCUAUUGGUGGUAAUCCUAAGGAAUAUCCAAAAGCAGUAUGGGAUGAAAUUCAAAAAUAUCUGACAUCUCCUGCUGGACGAUCUGCAAUUCUAUCUUCUCAGUGCAGGUAUGAAGCUGCUACUAUUUUAAAGAGCAUGUGCCUGAAAGAACUUGCUUUGGGCAAUAUACUUAAGAUCUUAAACAUGGUAAUUGCCAUAAAGAAAUGGAUGAUUGUACACCCUCAAUCUGGUUGGCAACCGCUUACCAUUACUCUUGCAGAGGCGAAGACAGAGUUAGGAUCUGCAUCUUCUCCAUAAGUUAAACCGAUGUUAUAGUGAGGAAAAGGACCUUGUAGAUAGGUUUGAGGAUCUAAAUUUGGUGAUAAUUGGUUAGAAGUGAUGACAGCAGAGACUAGAGAAUGCUCUUUUUCCAUUGAGAAUCAGGAAGUUGAUGGUAAUGGUGGGAGUACGAUUUCUGGUGAAAGAAUGAGUGUAGGAUUAGUUAUUUUAAUUUCCCAUUCCUGAGAAAGUUCUUUAGCUUUUACUUGAGGAUGAUAUUUAAAGAAGUGCUAGGACAAUCUUAAGUGGGUGAAUAUGCCACACAAUUGUCAGAGAUAGCACAUUGCUGGUUGGAAUUUACUUGUGUAGGUAUUGCAACAGUGGGCUUAGUUUAAAUUUGGCAUGUGGGGGUUUGGACGCACAAACUCCUGGGUCCUGAAAUGCAGCUGGGGAGCUGGGAGCUGGUGCAAGGAGCUGUCUGUAGUGCAAUACAGGGCCUUAGGGACAUUCUGUAGCUCCUCUUGCAUCUUUAGUGGUUUUGCUGGGGUUUGCUUUAUUAUAAUGGAUUUGUUGCAUGCUUUCAAAGUAAGCCAUCCAAACAUCAAGAAAUAUUUAUUAUCUGCUGCAUGUGGAGUUUUUAGCUAGAUAUUUGACCACCCGCUAUGCCUUCUAGUGUUGCAUUGACAGGGAUUGAUGUAUCAAUUUCUACCUCAAACCAGCAAUGGAUUAUUCGACGCACAAAAGGAAUCCACCUGUAUAUGACGGAAAGUUUGACCGAAAUUUGUUUAUAAGGUAUGGCUGCAGAGAGUUCUUGCUUAUAUGAGAAUGAAUUUAACAACCAUUAGAUUAAAUGUUUAUAUCUAGAUUUGUGCAUAAUUAAUUUCGCACAAAUUUAUAUAUAAAUAUUUAAUCUAAUGCUUAUUAAGCUCUUCUCGUAUGAAAUCAAGCUUAUAUAGAUGUAUCCUUGUUUAUAUCCUUAAAGAUGAGUUGGGAAGCUUAAAUGCUUGAUGGAAACAGAAGAUGCAAGUGAUUCAUGGAAAAGCAUCAAGGAACUACAUAUGUAAUACAAGAAAUCGCGUGUAGUUGGGAACUGUUUGCUGAAAAACAUAUACGUCACCGACCAUCAUGGUCAUGUCAAAUGAAAGAAGUAAAGGAAAACCAAACGGCAAAUGAUGGUUUGGGCUGUGGAGAUAAUAUGCUGUAAACAUCUUUUGCCAAAUGUGUACUUAGGUCGUUGAGUAGGUGAUGUUCCUGUAACUUGUUUGGUAUCAGACCUUUUAAUUUGGGAUUUAGUUAUAUGUAAAAUACUAUUGCAUGAGCCAAGCAUGUGGGUUGAGUUGAACAAAAAUUUGGUGCAUCUGCACACUACUAGUAGUGUAUGCUUUUGCUUGAAUAAAAGCAUAGAUGAGGUUGUUUACUUCAA